AUGCUUGAACAGCGUGUAGCAUCGUGGCUCGCCUCACUUCCUGACGAAUACACCCCCUCCCCCUCCGAAGCCCUCUCCAAAACCCCGAAGCGAAAGGCAGCGCUGCCUAGUCCGCCUACUUCAGACUCAAUGGAGGGAACAACUCCCAAGCGCCGCCGUCUCAUCGAUCCGGAUCGUACGCCACGCGCUGCAAAUCUUCCUCCUCCUUCAUUAACUGGUUCAUCCGCUUCGUGGUCUGAAUCUGCGCCUCCGGUCAUAUCUAAUCUUCUUGAUACGAUUCAGGAAAUUGGAAGUAGGAUCGAGAUAUUGCCUGCCGAUAAGAAGAGUGCUAUUCUGGACAGUCCAUUUUUGAAAGAACAGAAUGCGCGCUUGUGGAGGUUUGCGUUCAAAGAGGGUGACGAUACGCUACCGGGACGAGUUCCUCUGCCGGAGGAAAUAGUUCAAAUAUGCAAUUAUGCGCGUCACUGUCAUGAUACGAACCAUGAAGAGGCAGCUUGGAAUAUGGAAGUGCAUCAUCGUCUUCUCCAAGCUAUCUUGAGAGAACCCGACGCUUCAACAGCCGCGUCUCUCAACUUUACUUCCUGCACCACUGCCCGCCCACAUCGCCGCUUCGUACCCUACUCCUCGACAGCCAAAAUGGUCGACUUCUGCCUCUACCUCAAUCCCACCGACGCCCCCGCCCUCCAAGCUCUCGGCCGUCAAACCCCAACCCUCACUGUAAACCACACCGACUUCGCGCCGCUACAAUUAUCCCCUAUAGUUCUGAGCAUCGAGACUAAGCGUCCCGGCAAAGAGCUCGACGCCGCGCAGCUCCAAAUGGGGGUAUGGCACGCAGCGCAGUGGUCUUUCCUCCGCUCCGUUAUUGGGCUUACACCACAGCCCUUGACAGCAGAGGAGGAAAUACAGCGGAAUCAGAAAGCAAACGAGGUUUUGGGACAAUUGGGGUAUAUACCGGGGAUUAUCGUGCAGGGUCAUCGCUGGCUCUUUGUGUUUUCGACGUUGGAGGGGGAUAAGACUGUUCUUUGGACGGAGAGGCAGUUUGGUACGACGCAGAGUAUUCUUGAUACAUAUGCCGUUGUCGCGGGGAUAAGGGAGUUGGCUAGAUGGGCGAGGGAUGUUUACGUGCCUUGGUUCAGGGCCAAUGUCCUUGCUGGGUUUCAGUCUACUGAGGUUGGAUGA
Messenger RNA from Fusarium tjaetaba, 1179 nucleotides. RefSeq lists its product as uncharacterized. The record is from RefSeq and is a predicted model, not a curated record. Lineage: Eukaryota; Fungi; Ascomycota; Sordariomycetes; Hypocreales; Nectriaceae. Bases 1 to 1179 code for a protein of 392 amino acids. The transcript has 3 exons.